AUGUCCGAACAGGCCUGGAAAAAUAGGUACGAUCUCCCUUUCCUUUGCCACUCAAGUGCCCCACCGUCGGGGCAUAAGCGCCCUCUUGCUACCCAUAUGCGAGGCACCGUCUUAGCCUUCCCUAACCAGGAUCGCUCCCACACCUGUAGCGUUCGUGAUCGGCCUACUCAACUAUGUAUCGAUCGAAAGGCAGGGCGGCACAGCCGCCCCCAAGGGAGUGGUUAUGUCCAGUAUGUCCCCCCUUAUUUUAUUCCCGACAUGCUAUGGUACCCCGGGGUGGGUAGGAGCGGGUCGAGUCCGUAUCGCCGCGAAGCAACAGCCGCGUCCGGAUCUGAUCUAUCUACUCGGCAAUUCAUCCGGUGA
This is a messenger RNA of Sphenostylis stenocarpa, 363 nucleotides long. Lineage: Eukaryota; Viridiplantae; Streptophyta; Magnoliopsida; Fabales; Fabaceae. The record is from the annotation of a GenBank genome assembly.